Molecule: messenger RNA, 4222 nt
Organism: Penaeus indicus
Lineage: Eukaryota; Metazoa; Arthropoda; Malacostraca; Decapoda; Penaeidae
Product: serine/threonine-protein phosphatase 6 regulatory ankyrin repeat subunit A-like
Exons: 6
Coding region: 734-1735 (333 amino acids)
Biological process (GO): positive regulation of transcription by RNA polymerase II
Cellular component (GO): nucleus
Molecular function (GO): transcription cis-regulatory region binding; protein binding
Source: RefSeq, a predicted model, not a curated record
CGUGUCCGUGACGCACGUGUCCCGGGCCGCACCGCCGCUCUACUGUCACUCACACGCCGCCGACCCUCGCCAGUGUCCGCGUCUCUCCUCACGCGUCUGCUCGGUUCGCCGCCAAUCGCUGAGGACAUCGCCUGGACGCUCGAAUCGGCGCCAAACGCACGUGCCCCGAGAAGCGCUAGCUUCCCCUUCUGCAGCCACCAGCAAACGCGUCCUGGCCGCCACGCGCCUCUGGCCUCCACCACCGCCACAGUGCCGUUGUGGUGGUGGUGACGAGGCGGGGGAGGUCAUGGUAGCACGGGCGGUGACGGAGGCAGCUCAUGUGAUGCACAACAAGAUUCCUGGCGCAGCUCCUCCCGAGGAAGGCGUCACCGCGGACGCGAGUGGCCCUCGGAGCGCAUGAAACGUCAGAGCGCCUAGAGAGAAAGGAUUAAGGGAAAUAUUUCGCCUGAAGAAGGCAGACGCAGGAGCUGCCUUGCGAACCAUGUCGGUGUGACGUCCCGGCGCUCCGGCUCCGCGGGCGUCGGCGGCGCCGCAGACGCAGCACAACCGCGUGUAUUCCCAAGCGAGAGAUUCACGGCAAAUCAGGUUCAGUCAGCAUUGAUAGCGGGGGACAACUGUUAUCACUGCAGCCAAUUUUGAGGUUCGCGUCCCCCGUUCCGGGCGCCUCCAUGACCAAGGCGUCGCCGGAACGGCUUCUUCUCCGCCCAGCCUCGCCCAGACGCCCACACGCUCCAUGCUCAGCUCCUGCAGCCUGACCGAGCGAGGUGUCCUACAAGUGCCCUACGUCAAAAUGGGUAGGAUGCCCCACAUCCUCGACCUCCACCAGGCCAUCGUAAGCGGCGACGUGGCCAGCGUGGCCCGGCUGGCGGGGAGCGAGCUGGACCUGGGCUGCCCCGUGCGCGGCACCACCGCCCUCUCGCUCGCCGUCUAUCGCGGGGACCUCCAGGCCCUCAGGUUGCUCAUAAAGGCUGGGGCGCCCCUAGACAGGCGUAGCAAAGACCAUCUGGAACGUCUAGAAACACCAAUCAUCUCUGCCAUCAGACUGGGUCACCGCGAGAUCUUCGAGGAGCUGGUGACUCACGGCGCGCGUCUCGACCUGCGGGACUUCUACAACCAGACUCCCUUGUGGUUCGCUGUGAAGGAGCAGCGCCUCAGCUUCGUCAAGGUGCUGCUCAAGGCAGGCGCGCCCGUGGAUUUCACUCGUGCCACGGAGAAUCCCCUCAAUAUUGCCAUGCAGUUCCUCGGAUACAGAGGACGGCGCGAAAUGGCCCUCGAGCUAGUGGCCGCGGGAGUGCCUCUCACCCUUGAGGACUAUAAGGGCCACUCGCCGCUCUACUGGGCCAUGAAGCACAUGGAUUUCGAGUUUUUCAGGCUACUGGUCGAGGCGGGAGCACCCCUGCGAGAGUACGACUGGUUGGCGCCGCCGCACUUGCCGCGCCCCUGGCUGGAGGACGCGGCGAUCAUGGCCUGGCUGCGCAGGGAGAGCAAGACGCCGCCCCCGCUGAAGCGCCAGUGCCGAACCGCCAUCUACGCCACCCUUAGGGCCAUCCACGGCACCGACGUGCGCCCGCUCAUCCAGCACAUCACCCUUAGCGGCAACGUCCUGCUGCCGAUGCUUCUGCAGAACUACAUCCUGCUAGAGGGCCCACUGAGCUGCGCCGCCGCUAACCCGCCCCCGCACCUCCACACCGGCCAGCUGGAGGUUGUCCCGGCUCCAGCGCCCAUACCGCUGUGACACCUGCCUGGGGGCCACUCCUAAUGGCUACUGGGGCUGCCUUCGCGACUGGAAUGAAACCUCAUCGAGAAUCACGAAUCAAAAGGCUCGAAGACACAACUCUACACUCAGAACCAACAUGCAGUCACUGCACAAAGCUUGGGCGCAGCAAGAGUAGAGUCACUCAGAGCUACGGGCAGAAGGCGCUCUAUGCGUGGCUUAAGCCCGGCCAAACGAUGCAGUCUGAGCAGCAGUAGCCAGCGACAAAACAGGAUGUGGUACCGAAGCAAGUUAGUAGGUGCUGUCUGCAAAUGCAACGGUGCCUCGGCUUUUGUGAAAAUAGUGGAAGACCUAGCAGUAGUAAGGCGACCAUGAAAAUAAGUGAAUCUGCUAGGGAAAAAAAGGAAAUACACCGAUCUAUUAUUAAAGACUUUUUGGCAUUAUGGGAUCCAGUAACAUGCCUUGAGUGACCGUGUGACAGUCGCUUCAGAUGUGACAAGUAUGGACACUCGUCAGCGUGAAGGGCAAGCGGGAAAACUGCACUGUCAGUGUUCUGGUGCUUUCUUCUUGUCGGUUCCAUGUUCUACCUCUACCAAAGAUUAGCAUUAAGAGAGAUUUCUAAUGACUGACAUCCCUUCAGUGCUAAUGAAAGAAGUUAAUGUGUUGUUUAUUUUUUUUUAAAGAUAAGAUGUGCAAACUUUAGCAAGCCAGUCGGCUGUGUGGUUUUCUUUAGAGUAUAUUACGGUCUUUGAGAGUGGAUUUUGCUAAGAUAAAAUUAGUUUUGGAGUUCACUUUGUACGUGGAUGAGUGCCCAGCUAGUCAAUACGUAAGAAACAUGUGUUCGCCCAGCUACGGCAUAUGCACUGGCACAGUCUCCUAGAAACAAUCAAAUGUUUUGACUGUUAUUUAUUUGAUUUCUGUGAGAAUGUUAUUCCCCAAAACAUUUCCAUUGUUUCUAGCGAAAGUGUCUGCUCAGCCAAGUUGGAGUGGACACAAGUCACGUGUUUGGUUUUGGUUCGUCUUUUAAAUGUCUUGUCCAGUGUGUUUAGAUUAAAAGUUUUCGGUGUGAUCGCAGAUCUUGGCGAGUCCAGCGUCUUUCGAGGCCCCGCAGCAAGUCAGUAGGAGAGGCCCUCACAAGAUGCCUUUGCCUCAUUUGAAUACACCCAGCCAUACCUGCUCCCCGGGCCAGUCUCGGAUGUCUUAUAGUUCAACGAUCGGUUCUGUUUCUUUCUGCCUGAUAAAAGGUACAUUAGUAAUCUGUGCUAGUAUUUACUCCGGGUAUAAUAGCAUAGUCAUCGGAUAAUGUACAGAAUGUUUCCGUUUGCCAAUCUUGCGUGUUAUACAAUAGGAAAUAUCGAGGACAGCCAAAGCGAGGUAGAGAAUAUUGAAACGCUAAAUUUUGCAAAUGAAACAUUUUGGUGAAUAGCGAGAAUUCUUAUACAAUCUACUAGACUAACGCACAAGUUUGUAGUUGCUGUGAAUAUACAAAGAUACUGGUUGUAAUUCUUAGCCUUUCAAAAGCUAAAGAUUUGCUCUGGAUUUAAAGAGAGAAGCUCCGAAGUGCGGCAGACCUCAACUAGUACAUAUCUAUCAUUUCAGGAAACAAACAUAACAUAUGGAUAAACAAAUACAACAAAACGUCUAACAGCAAAGUUUUGCAUAUCUUCACUUUAGGCACAUGUUUUGUCUUUAUACGUUUCCUGCAUGACGUUAAAGCACAAAAUAUAUUCUCUUCCAUGGCAUACGUAUAUCAAAAUAGGCUUCCAGAAUGUUCACUUGUAAGGUAAUAGCAAUGUGCUCAAGCUAUGCAGUAACAGUAUUUAUUGUCUAAUUUAUUAUUAUUUAAUAUUUAUUGUUUUAAGAGAUGUGGAAAGAAGAGUGUAUAUCUAGUCAUUACGAUCUAUUAUUAUUUUGUCACUUAAUGCUGAAUACUGGCACGAAUAUAAGCAAACAUAUAUACGCACGAACUCAUUCAUGCAAUCACACGAUCCGUUUAUCAUCACUUUAUUCAUGACAUGCUUUAAGUUCGUUCAUAAUUUCGAUGUGUGGAUAUAAGACCAAUUAUUUCUGUUUAUACUUUUGUAGUGUGUAUAUAUUUUGGAUUCGUGUAGUAUAGUUUUAGAUAUGUAUUUUUAAGGGAUUUGGAAAAAAAAAGAAAAAUAUAUGCAUGAAUUUAUUUUAGUACCAGUGCGUUAGCGAACCUGCAUGUGCGAUAACUGUCGUCAAGGGUAUGAAUGAAAAGCCCAAAGGAUUUUUGUGAAUGGAUUGGACCCCGACACGGUUGGUGCAGAGAGCGAGGUAGAAUCCACUGAAAGCUAUGUAAACCCCCUUGUAAGAAAUGUGCAGCAGGGGUCUUUAAUGUGUGUGUUUAGAAUGUGAUAAUCCUUCUAAAAGGUCGUUGGUAAAACUUGGUGAUUUUAGCCUCUCUCUCUCUCUCUCUCUCUCUCUCUCUCUCUCUCUCUCUCUCUCUCUCUCUCUCUCUCUCUCUCUCUCUCUCUCUCUCUCUCU